Schistosoma haematobium is the source of this 1042-nucleotide messenger RNA. RefSeq names its product 60S ribosomal protein L21. Gene Ontology annotation, biological process: translation. Gene Ontology annotation, cellular component: cytosolic large ribosomal subunit; ribosome. The record is from RefSeq and is a predicted model, not a curated record. The transcript has 3 exons. Gene Ontology annotation, molecular function: structural constituent of ribosome. Bases 1 to 483 code for a protein of 160 amino acids. Lineage: Eukaryota; Metazoa; Platyhelminthes; Trematoda; Strigeidida; Schistosomatidae.
AUGACAAACACCAAAGGUUAUCGUCGAGGCACAAGAUACUUAUUCUCUCGAAAAUUCAGGCACCAUGGACCUCUGCCGUCUUCGGUUUAUAUGCGAGUGUAUCGACGUGGUGAUAUCGUAGAUAUAAAGGGUGAUGGUGGUGUCCAAAAGGGUAUGCCCCACAAGUCAUAUCAUGGUCGAACUGGUCGCGUCUAUAACGUCACUCCACAUGCUGUUGGAAUAAUCGUCAAUAAACGUGUCGGUAAUCGUAUAAUUCCUAAACGAAUAAAUGUAAGGAUUGAACAUGUGAAGCCCAGUAAGUGCAGAGAAGAUUUCCUCCGUCGUGUGAAAGAGAAUGACGUAAAAAGACGGGAAGCAAAAGAAAGAAAUGUGUUUGUCCAACUGAAGCGACAGCCUGCCCAGCCAAGGAUAGCUCACUUCGUAAAGACCAAAAAUAAUCCAGUUGUCACUGUCCAUCCGUUACCGUAUGAACUCAUUGCUUAAAUCAAAUAUAAUUGUUAAUGGUCUGUAUUUCUUUUAAUUGUCGUACGUUUGUGUAGGUUGUAAAAGUGAUAGACAAUACGCUAUUUUGACGAUUAGUUAGUUGAGUUAGUCGAGAACAAGUAGUGUCAUGUGACUGUUGAGUGCUAUAUGGGUUUACUAGUCCACAUGUACAACAAAAUGCCUUUAAAUGUAGUUCAAAUAUGUAGAAAAACUGCCGAGAAGACAACUUGUGUGAAAACGUGCGGGGGCUUAGAUUUUGUGCAGCGAGAUGCUUUCAACCGACGCAGUUGAUACUUUUAUCUACCUUAUUUAUGAUGCUUCCGUACCCCAAAACAAUGGUCGUGCUCAUUUUCUCACAAGUCAUCAGUUUGUUUUUUUCAGGAGAUUUGAAUGGUCUGAGAUUACCUAGACAUGUUUUGUAGGGUAGGUUCCCCAUGCUUUCCGGCUUAUAUUAUGACUCAGAAUGCAUGUUGGGUAAACGGCGGGUUUAAAACUAUUCAGUUUCUUUUUAUUGCUAUUAUAGACAGUGUGCGCAUUGUUAUUUAUGGUGUGAAGAAAU